UCAUGAUCUCCACCAGGCAGGCGUGGUCUAGAAUGGCUUUGGCGUGACUCUGAGCCGCGUGACCUCCUUUCCCAUUCUCCUUCCUUUCUUUCUUUCCCCACGCGUGACUGGGGUCUCCCUUGAAGCAGAGGCGCCAUGGGCAGGAGGGCUCUCGGGGAUCCGUGGGGUCCCUUUCCCCACGCCUGCCUCUUCGUGACCUUGCUGAGCCUGAGCGGAGCCUUCUGCCUGGCCCACCCGCGGCUGUGGGCGCCCGAGCCUGACCAGCUCUUCCGGGUCCCCGAAGGAUGGCGCUCCGUGGGCCGCGUCCCGCCCUCCCACCCACUGAGCUUGACCUUCGCCCUCCGGCAACGCAACCACUGCCAGCUGGCCGCCCUCCUCUCCGACCUCUCCUCGCCCCACUCCCCCCACUACGGGCGCUACCUGUCCUUGUCGGAAGUGGGGGCGCUGGUGGCCCCCUCCCUUGAGACGCUGGAGGCGGUGGGGACGUGGCUGGAGGAGCACGGCGUGAGCGAGUGCCAGUCCGUGGCCACCAUGGACUUCCUGCACUGCACGAUGCCGGCCAGCACGGCUGAGCACCUCCUCCCCGGAGCCGAGUUCCACCACUUUGUCAACGGGGAGCAGCGGAGCGUGGCCCUCUCCCCGUCGCCUUACAGCCUCAGCAAGGAGAUGAAGCAGCACCUGGAUUUCGUGGGUGGCCUGCACCGCUUUCCCCCGGAGAAGAGGGCCCUGAUCCGCUCCUGGGCCGCGAAGGAGCGUGGCCCGAGCUCCACCUUCCACCUGGGAGUGACGCCGGCCGUGCUCCGGAAGCGCUACAACCUGACGGAGGCUGACGUGGGCCGCUCCCCCAACAGCAGCCAGGCCUGUGCACAGUUCCUGGAGCAGUACUUCCACCCGGCCGACCUCUCAGAGUUCAUGCAGCUCUUUGGAGGGAGCUUCCCACACCUCUCCCACGUGGACCAGGUGGUCGGCCACCAAGGGGGCGGCAAGGCUGGGCUGGAGGCCAGCUUGGACGUGGAGUACCUCAUGAGUGCCGGCGCCAACAUCUCCACCUGGGUCUUCAGCAACGCAGGGCGCCACGAGGGGCAGGAGCCCUUCCUGGCCUGGCUGCUGGAACUGAGCAACCGCUCCGCCCUGCCCUGGGUCCAUUCGGUCAGCUACGGGGACGACGAGGACAGCCUCUCCGCGGCCUACAUGCAGCGCGUCAACGUUGAGUUCCAGAAGGCCGCCGUCCGCGGGGUCAGCAUCCUCUUCGCCUCAGGAGACUCUGGGGCCGGUUGCCGCACCGUCCAGAAGGGGAAGCAUGCCUUCCGACCCAGUUUUCCAGCUUCCAGCCCCUACGUGACGACGGUCGGGGGGACCUCCUUCCAGCACCCCUUCCUGGUCAGCGCAGAGGUCUCCGACUACAUCAGCGGUGGUGGCUUCAGCAACGUCUUCCCCAUGCCGGACUACCAGACGGCGGCCGUGAAGCGGUUCCUGAGCACGACCCCCAAGCUGCCCCCCUCCAGCUACUUCAACGCCUCGGGGAGAGCCUACCCGGACCUGGCCGCCUUGUCCGACAACUACUGGGUGGUCUCCAACCGCAUCCCCCUGCCCUGGGUCUCCGGCACCUCCGCUUCGACUCCGGUGGUGGCGGGCAUAUUUGCGUUGAUCAACGACCGGCGCCUGCAGCGAGGGCUCCCGCCGCUGGGCUUCCUCAACCCCGUCCUCUACCAACUCCAGGAUCAGGGCCAUGGUGCCGCCUUCUUUGAUGUCACGCGUGGGUGCCACCUCUCCUGCCUGGACGCCACCGUGGAGGGGCAGGGCUUCUGCGCCGUUCCUUCCUGGGACCCCGUCACCGGCUGGGGCACCCCCAACUUCCCAGAGCUCCUGCGCGCCCUGAUGAAGUAGCCGUGUGUCUGCGUGGGGGGCAUUACGAGGAAGCCCCUCCCCACAGGCACGCACCCAAAGGGCUCCCCACAGCAUUGCGCACCCAGGACGGACCGGAGAGUCAGUGGGGUCUCUCCUCACUCUGAAUGAGACCAUGGCGGUGGAACCGGGGGGAAGGGGACAUGGAACGCCUCCCUCAAAGAGCUGGGCCUGGGUGCCUUUGGGUCUUCCACACAAACACAAACGAGCAAACUCAGGAGAACUUAGGGGGCAGCAAGAGGAGGUUAGGGCCAGAUAGUUUGGGACCCUCACCUCCUGGAAGGAUGCUGCCCCUGUCCAGCGGAGUCGCCUGCCUUCCUUCCUUCCUUCCUUCCUUCCUUCCUUGGAGGCGGGAUGGCCAUCUGUUGGGAGGGCUUAGGUUGGGGCCAGGCUAGAUUACCUUUGGGGGUCUCUUCUAGCUGUGACUGUAAGAGAAGGAGAAGAUGAGGCCUGGUCUCUCUCUUCUUGGGCAAUAAAGCAAUAAAGGCCUGGCCCCGCC
This is a messenger RNA of Anolis sagrei ordinatus, 2404 nucleotides long. It is a transcript of the gene TPP1, whose product is annotated as tripeptidyl peptidase 1. Lineage: Eukaryota; Metazoa; Chordata; Lepidosauria; Squamata; Anolidae. Gene Ontology annotation, biological process: central nervous system development; proteolysis. Gene Ontology annotation, molecular function: serine-type endopeptidase activity; tripeptidyl-peptidase activity. The record is from RefSeq and is a predicted model, not a curated record.